UUCUCAUCCUCCCGCUGCCAAAAGGUGUCAUCCUGUCAUCCAUAGGAUAUUAUUGCCAGCACUCCGUCGACGGCCCAUAUCAAUCCCGGCAUUCCGCUCUCAGCUUCACCCACCUCUCCCCAUACCUUUCCCCAGAUCAUCUCUUAACCCCGGCAAUGAUAUGUCGGCCCGCAUAUGAUGGUCAUGGAAAGCUCAUUGCGAGAUAUUCUACACGCGACUGAACCAACAUAUGAAUCAUCUACUUUACAUACAGGGCAUUUGCCAAAACCUGAUGACGGAUCCCUGGUGCCACAUGAGGGACAGCAUGGUCCCACUGAUUCGCGAAAACGGCCUGCUACGCGGAUAAAGUCGUCUUAUCCGCGGAAAAGAGCAAUACAGGCAUGCCAGAAAUGUCGUGUGAGAAGGACGAAAUGCAAUAAUGAACGUCCAGCUUGUUCUUCUUGUUUGUCCAUUGGUGCGGAGUGUACUUACACUGAAGGAGACCAUUCAACCUUCGAUUCGGCCAGUCUUGCCAUUCUUGACAAGUUGAAUACCAUCGAGGAGCUCCUGAAGAGCACCAAUGAACGCAGGUCGGCCACUGUCACGCCAGGCAGCGCCGACGGUGAUGCUCGAGGCACAUUGUCCCGGCUGAAGUCCUUGAAUUCGCCCAGCCUGGAGAGAGCGAAGGGCACAGCCCCUUUUCACAUGAACAUCGAGGGAGUCCUUUCCUGGUCUGUCUUUGACGAUCUGAGUCCGAACUUAGAUCUCAAAGGUCUACUCAAUUCUACUAGUCAUGUACUGCCGAAUCUGUCAGUAGGUACCGAGAUUGACGAGCAGAUUGGCGAGGAAACCCUCGUUGCACGAUUUAUGAACAAUGUUUUCAUUUACAACCCCGUUCUUGAGGAGGCAAAGAUCCAUCGGUACAUGCGGGAUGCACGAUUUAAUGGUAUCGGCUGGGAUGCGCAGUCCUGUCUCUUAUUGUUGAUAUACGCCCACGGGUCUAUUGUUGGUCCCUUCGACGGUGGGCACCAGCCGGACGCAGCAUCAUUCCGUUCGACGCCUCAAUUCAAGCAAGCUGAAUCGUUCUUUUUGGCUGCACAGAAGCGAAUGGGCCCUUUACUUUGCAGAACAGGUGUUCUGGAAGCACAAUGCUUCUUCCUAGCCGGAGUUUAUCUCAUGGCUACAUUGCGUCCUAUGGAGGCCUGGAAGAUGUUUGUACAGGCUCUUGCCUGCUGUCAAGCAUUCUACACCGAAAAGGAGUCUCCCAAUACGGAAAAUGAAGGCGAGCAGCGGCUACGAGAGAGCAUAUAUUGGACGUGCUUCAAGUCUGAACUUGAACUUCGUCUGGAAUUAAAUGUGUCUGAGACAUCGGUAUGGGACCUGACAUAUCCCGCCUUUUUCCCUUCGCCACCUGAUGGUCUACGGUCUCAACGAGAAAUCGUCUGGUACUUUUAUCUUGCCGAGAUCGCACUUCGGCGCCUUGGUAACAGAAUCCUAAAUUAUAUCUACGAUACCAAAAUCAAAGCCGCGAACUCAUUGGCAGACAUGGCCGAUUCGACACUGGGUUUCGAACAGCAAGCCGCAGACUGGUUGAGAUCGCUCCCACAAGCCCUCGACCUGGACUCCCCGUCCGUCGGCGAAGAAGGCGAAUUGCACCACUCGCUCAAAUUCAUCCUGAAGGGACAUUUACUCGAUUGCUAUGAGAUGAUGUACUGGCCUUUCAUUGUCGUCGCCGUGAAUUACGACACGCCGGACCCUGAAGAUUCUGGGAAUGCAAGUGCAACCAUCACGAAAGUCAUGCUCGACUCAUUCAUACAAAAGGCGUUGGCCGUAUGUGUUGAAAGGAUCGAGAAGAAUGAGCAGGGUUUUUACUAUCGGCAUCACGGGACGUGGUUGAUGUUGAGGAGUUGUACGAGAAGUGCGUUCGUCUUGCUUGCUGCGGCGAGGUUGGAGAAAUUGACGACCUUGAUGCCGGAGCGGUGGAGGUUAGCUGUGGAAAAGGUGUUGGACAUGUUGAGGUUUUGGAGACGGGAGAGUAGAGAUGUUGAGGACAGGCUGAGACUUGUCGAGACGUUGCUUGAAGGGGUGACGUAUAACGGGCAUGGGACGAGAUGAGGAGCAGACAUAAAACAAAGGAGGUCGUCAUCGGCAUGAUUUUAUCAGCUGCUGGAAGUCAAAGCGCUUUGACUAGGAUACAUAGUACCACCGCAAACAUGCAUACCACUACAUCACGCUUCGAGAAUAUGUUCGUCAGUCAUGACGCCCAGCCUCUUAUGCUGGACUCGCUCGUAUUUCUCCUUCGUCCUGCUCAACCUCAUC
Messenger RNA from Exophiala viscosa, 2298 nucleotides. RefSeq lists its product as uncharacterized. NCBI's taxonomy places the organism in Eukaryota, Fungi, Ascomycota, Eurotiomycetes, Chaetothyriales, Herpotrichiellaceae. Gene Ontology annotation, molecular function: zinc ion binding; DNA-binding transcription factor activity, RNA polymerase II-specific. Bases 175 to 2094 code for a protein of 639 amino acids. The transcript has 4 exons. The record is from RefSeq and is a predicted model, not a curated record. Gene Ontology annotation, biological process: regulation of DNA-templated transcription.